AUGGUUUCAGAAUAUUACGAAGAUUUUAAAAUUCAAGAGACUUCCAUCAUUCAAAAUUAUGAAAUAAUUGCACCCUUUUAUUUAACAAUUCCUAUCGAUGAUACUCUUGUCGAAUUUUACUCAUAUUUGUAUGAUAGUGAAUUUUCUAUGAAAGCGGA
Racocetra persica is the source of this 158-nucleotide messenger RNA. The record is from the annotation of a GenBank genome assembly. Lineage: Eukaryota; Fungi; Glomeromycota; Glomeromycetes; Diversisporales; Gigasporaceae.